Messenger RNA from Clunio marinus, 2088 nucleotides. The record is from the annotation of a GenBank genome assembly. NCBI's taxonomy places the organism in Eukaryota, Metazoa, Arthropoda, Insecta, Diptera, Chironomidae.
AUGGAAGACCAUUCCAAACGCGUUACAUUAAGUGCGGAAAAGACAAAUGUCCCACUUAUGAAACGAAUUGUUGAACAUGCAAUUUUGGAUGAAAAGCGCCAAAACUUUAUUCAAGAAUUCUUAAAACGAAAAGAUGACAUCCCAAAAUUAGUGACAGAACUUUACAAUAAUGAUAAAGUUGGAAUCGAAAAUCAGCUCGAAACUAGUGAUAAAAUUGUUUGUGGAAUAAUUCAAAAUGGAGACGAUUUUAUAACAAAUAUUCGGUCAGCAAAUGAUCGGCGUGAAGUUGAAAGAAGGAUUACUGAAGCAGAAUUGCGGGAAUGUCUAUUAAGCGAUCUUCAGAAAGAUUCACAACUAUCACUUAUAAAGUUGGAAGAUAUUUCAAAGAAGUGGAAUGAGAUUGAAAACAUCUUUGACCCUGUUGAAAUCUAUAAAAACCUUGAAUCUCAAAAAGCAAGAAUUAACGAUUUAAUUGAUCAGAAAUUGACAAUCAUUAAUGAGUGUCGAGAUGAAUUGAAUUCUGCUGAUGUGAGAUAUAUCCAAGACUUGGAUAAGCAUACCAAUGACAUUCAUUGCUUAGUGGAAAGAAUAGACAAACAAGUGGAUGUUGCUAAAAAAACUUAUCGUGAGCAUUUAGAUAUGCUUCAAAAAACAAUCGAAGAUGAAAGGAAAAUAUUUCAAAUUAUUAGCACAAAAAAAUGGGAAUCUAUGUAUGAGAAACGGGCUGUCAAUGAAGAAAGUCGAAUGCGACGUGAGGCGGAAAAAAACGAACAUUAUGUCAACGAAAUUAGAAGAAUUCAACUCAAUCACAGUGAACUAAUUAGAGCUACCAAGAUUCGAUUAGAUAAUGACAAUGAAGUUCUAGAAAUUGAAGUUCAAAAACUAAAACGAAACAUAACUCUGAACUCUGAAAAAUUAGAUUACAACUUUCAGGUUUUGAAGAAGCGAGAAGAUGAAAAUGUAAUGGUUCGCAAUCAGCAAAAGCGCCGUUUAUCAAAACUAGUAGAUACAAUUCUUACACUUAAACGUAAAUUAAAAGAAGCAAAAUCGACAAGCGUAUUCGAAACAAAAAAGUUCACUGCUGAUAUAAUGAAAUUGCAUGGCAAAAUCCUGGAUCUUGAACAAAAGAGUAACUUAUUUUCAGAACAGAAUAACAAGAAAUAUCUGACGGUUUGGGAUAUCAAUUUCGAAGAAUGUGAAAAAAUUCUUGAACAAAUUUUAAAGAUUGACAAAAUACUUUGGGAACAACAGCUUUGUAUUAAAUGGGAGGAUCCUAAGAUUAAUAUCGUUAAACGUGAAGACUUGGAGUCUUUUAGAUCUGCACAAAACUCUACUUUAGUUUCAGUUAACGAUUCUGAUAACAAAACAAAAGCUCUCAAUUUCUACGAUGACGAUCCAUUCCAGCCAAAAACACCUUAUAAUGAGAUUAUAGACGAAAAGUUAACAAAAAUUAUUUUUCAUGCUAUUGCUAACAAUUCUGGGUUUUUAAUUGAAAGCAAAUUAUCUCAUUUGUUGAGUUCAUACUCAAGAUCUGAUCAGACAAUUAUUCAUCUUGACGCGGUUCUCAAUGCUCUAGGAAUAAACAAAUCAGAAGAAAUUGAUUUAAUCAAAAAUUAUUUCUUAUCUUUCAUAAAAUGUAAGAAAUGUGGCAUGAAACUACUUUCUGUGGACUAUAUGGAUUGCAUAGCAAUUGAAAAUAUGGAGGAUGAUCAUGAAUUUGAAUUGAAGACCUUGGAUGUUUAUAAUGUUCUCACAAAGUUUAUGAAAGAACACAUAAUCUCCUUAAAUAAAAUGAUGCCGAAAAAAAACAUAAUUAAACGUAUAAAUACACAGAAAAAUAUUAUCGACCCACUGACUGCUCAAAAAGAUGUCGACAAAUGUUUCAAAUCUCUCGAUUUUCCUGAUGAACGCGACAAAAUAUGGAAUGUGUUAACUGAUGGUCUUCAAAAUUAUCUCAAAGUUUUAAAUGAACGUGAAGCUCUUGAAAAAGAAUGUGAAUUCUUACGUAAUCAGAAUCGCGAACUUAAUCAUCUUUUGCAAAAAUUUGUGCCGGAAUCGUUAUGUCAUUCGUUUUCUCCUCCAAAAUAA